Molecule: messenger RNA, 5703 nt
Organism: Cylas formicarius (sweet potato weevil)
Lineage: Eukaryota; Metazoa; Arthropoda; Insecta; Coleoptera; Brentidae
Exons: 5
Coding region: 242-3142 (966 amino acids)
Cellular component (GO): plasma membrane
Molecular function (GO): protein binding
Source: RefSeq, a predicted model, not a curated record
CCGGUGUGGAGGUUUGUUAUUCCGGGUCCGCGCGCUGAUCCUGCCUAGAAGUGCGCGGUUACGUCAGAGCUAUGACGUGACGCGAUUGACGUUUCACAGUCAGUUGUUUCGGCGCGUGCUGCCGCGAUCGUAUCGAAGCUGUGACCCCGAUUAGUUGUCGGGUGGUAUAGGUUAAGAUUUCCUGAACCGUGUCCACGCUUUUCCUCGCCAGAGAUCAGGUCGAUAUGGUCGACAUCGUCUAAUGAAAAUGGAAUCAUCGGCCGCAAGGAUGUUGCUGUGGUCGUGGGCCGCGAUAAUCCUGCUUGGUGCGCUCCAAGAAGCCAUCGCCGGUCCGGCUUGCAGGAUUAGCGAGUUCCCUUGCAGGAACGGCCGCUGCAUCCGCCUCAACGGAUACUGCGACGGUAACGACGACUGCGGUGACAUGUCCGACGAGCCGCUGUACUGUACCGCCUGCAACCGGACGUAUUACGGUGACGUGGGCAAGACCUACGACCUGCGGGUAAUUAAGGGUCCGCAGGCGCGUCUCCCCUUCCUCUGCCAUCUGACGUUCACCGCCAACGGCCAAAGCCACGGAGACAUCGUCCAGAUAAUCUUCGAUGAGUUCAAAGUGGGUCGCUACGAAGCGUCAGCGCUGGACGGCUGCCCUGAUGGAUACAUGCAGCUCAGCGAGUUGGGACGUCCGUUUACCGGAGGCUCGUGGUGCGGCUCGUCAUCCGGUCCUGCUGCUUAUUAUAGUGAAACGUCGACGGUGACGGUUAGCGUCAAACUCUUCGGUUCGCCUCAGAUCCCGUUCGCUUUCCGAUUACGAUACAGAUUCGUCUCUAGACGAGAAGCAGUGGUACGCUUCGGUUCACCAGCGUCACCGUUGGAGAGAGGACAAGUGGCCCCGGGUACUUACUGCACCCGACAGUUCGAGGAGUGUUACAGGAAACCGUGCAGGUUGCAGUCUCCCAACUACCCGGGGAUGUACCCUAGGAACGUCUCGUGCUACUGGAGUCUUAGACAGAAAUUUGUACCAACUUGCAAGCACGCCAUGAUAGCUGUCAGACAAGAGGCGUCGCACAAGAUGCACAUGAAACGAUCCAUCAACGUAGCCGGCUUGAACAAGACCGCGAAAGCGUUGAGGGCUUGGAGAGACUGUACAGGCGAACGCGACCAUCUCAUCUUCUACGAUGGUGGUUCCACCAACGACCCGGUACUGGCCAAGUACUGCGGCGGCGAUUGGCUUCCGAGGGUAGUAUCGCGCGGACCCGAGAUGUUGGUCGCUUUCCACUCAUCUCCGUUUAGCAUACCGCUGCACUCGCCACCGUCUCACUCUCCGCUCAGAGGUUUCGAACUCGACGUCGACAUCAUAUUUGCCGAUUCGGACUCGUUAGACUAUUCCAGGCACAGUUUGAAGUGCGAGUUCGACGUGAACGCUACCAGUCCCGACAGCGACGAAAUAUGGACCGGUAGGGGGCGCAAGGGUAGACUGGUUAGUCCGAAACACUCACUGCCACCAAACACCACCUGUACGUACAACUUUCGGGGCUUCGCUGGCGAUUUGGUGUGGGUCAGUUUCAUAUCGUAUAGUCAGCGGGCUCUUCUGAUAGGCGAGAGUCACGCGCUACUUGGCAACAGCUCGAUGGGAGGAGGAUGCGCCACCAGGCUUCGCAUAUUCGACAACCAGACCGUGUUGGAGGACAAGUGCGACGAGCCUCCGCUCAUAUGCGAUCACAGCGCACUGAGCAACGCCACCAGAACCACCAGACCUUGCACGUUGGAGGAAAGCUACUUGUCGUCCGAUCGGAACCUCGUACUGCAACACCACACCGAAGACGGUACCGCUUUACACCCCGCCUUUUUCAAACUGAAGUACGAGUUUGUCGACACGCGCCUUGGUGGCGAGCCCGACAAGGAAGCCGGAUCGUGUCAUAGAGUGUAUAGGAAGCAGCACGUAGGAGAAGUUACAGGUCCACGCAACGUUUUCCUCUACGGCAGAGGAGGAGCUAGAGACUUGCACUGCGUCUACAGAUUCGAGGCGGGAAGCGACGAAAGGGUGAGGCUGAUCGUGAACAACGCCUCGUUCGGCUUGAACCCCUCAUGCGAAACGGUACCGGAUUCGCACAGCGGAAGACACACGUGUGAGUACUACCCCGGAGGGAACGUCGCGGAGUUGAGCGUAUUCGAAGUGCCGUGGAAAGGCGUGCGUACUCCGAAAGCUUGUAUCUGUGAUAACUCGACGCUAGCUAGUAAACCGAUUGUAUUCGUAUCGUCGUCGAGAACUUUAGAACUUCACCUCACUGCGAAGGACAUGAAAAUCACCGAAGACUUUACGGUGAUACAUUUCCACGUCCUGUUCGAGCUGGUCAAAAUGUCGGACUGUCCGCGUACUCAGAGACUGAGAGGAGACGGUGGCGAAGUGCAAUUUAGCAACCCGCCUGCGGAUAGAACGGAAAGCUUGUGCACUGGACUGCCGUGGAUCGUAGAGGCGAGACACAACAAGAGCUUGUUCUUGUUGAGUUGGGGAGCGUUCUUGCCGCUGAAACCCAGAGCCGACGAGUCGACGCGAUGCCCUACCAACAAUCGAAUCUUGGUCUACUCGGGAAGACCGUCGAAACUCGUAAAGGCCAUAUGCCCCGCCGAACCGGGUGCUAAACUAUUAGCCAUUCACGUGUUCAGCGAAGAGUGGCGCGGUGAAGGGGUGGCUCACCUCAUCCAAAGACCGCCCCAGUUCGUGGUCGAGUGGAUCGGGGUUGAACCAGGCUUGGCCGCGUUCAACUGGUUAGAAAUCUCCAGAUCUCGUCAUUCGCUACUCAGCCAACUCCAAGUUCCUACGAACGUCAGCGCCAACGAAACCGACCUCGAGUGCGGGUUCAAGUGUCCAGAAUUAGACGCGUGUAUCAGUUCGUCGUUGUUCUGUGACGGCAAGGACCAUUGCCCUUCCGGUUUCGACGAAUCGGAGGUCAGGUGCGGAGCGACCUCCAAACUGCUGAAUUCACUACCGAUGGCUGCGAUCGCCGCAGGAUUCGCAGUGUUCGCGUCACUCUUCCUACUGAUGUGUCUCACGCUGCACAGGUUCCGCGCGCGUCGCCGCCGAAAGCUCGCCAAGAAGAAGCUGUUGACCGGGCCGCGACUCCUAGACCCGGACUUAAACUCUUGACACAAGCCACCCGUAGAGUACAUCCAUGUCGAUCGGGAAACGACCGUAUGAGAUACGGAGUACGUCGGUUCGUCCGUCCCUACGCUCACUUGUUAUCUACCGGUGCCUUUCAGUGAUUUACGAAUGUAUCCCUCGAGCGUCUCGCGUUUCCGCUACUCGACCGAUUAGUGCGUUACCUACCUUACGAAUCGCCGCAAAAUUUCGGGGCGGCGCUUGUUACUUAAGCCACAUCUAUUACUAUUAGUCUUCCCCGUUGUUUCCCCUCUAUACGUGCCACCAUGCGCUCAUCAGCUAUGGGUAGGCGUGUCGAUUAUGCAAGCCAGUUUGCAGGGUGUGUGAUUUGCAAAACUAAAGUUUUUUUUAUGCGCCAUCGCAAUAGACUUUCCUCCUUUGUACUUCACUAUAGUUAUGUUGCCCCUUUCAGGAUUGGGGAGCCUUUGUGCGCCCACAAGGUUGUCAUUAAAAAGGGCGUAUCUUUAAAACUUUAGAUGGAUUGUAAAUUGUAGAGUUGUUUUUAAUAAGUUUUUCCAAUAGUAUUUCCUCAUUUGCGCUUAAUCACAGUAUGAAUGUGUGUUCUACGUUUCCAGGAGGCGUGUCAUUGGUUUAAGCCACGCUCUUCACGGUGGAAGGUGGAAGAUAUUGAAAAGCCAUUUCGUCUCGCUCCUUCCAUUUCAUUCGUCUGGCCCUCAAUUGAUCAGCAGGGAUGUUUGUUUUCCCUCUUUUAAGCCACGCCACGAUCAAAAAUAAUAUUAGAGCGUAUCUUUAAGACGGUGACAGGUGUGCCUCGCCCUCGUAUAUUCUCAUUAGUCCUUUGCAUAAGCCACUCCGUACCGGGCCGCUCAACAAAACCACGGCAACCUCCAAUUAAAGAAAAACUCGGAUAAUGUCGCAUAAGCCGAUUACAAUGUCGGUUCAAAUUUAGCGGCCAGGGCGGUACGUCAUAAUCUGCGGCCAGUAAUCGAUAAAAAUUCAUCCCCCUUCACCCUGCCGGUCCGCGUAAUUAACGAAUACAAAUAUUAACGCGAAAUUUGCAAUUUUAACCGGGCCGUCGUCCCAAGUGAGGACUAAUUCGGCGUUUUGUAUGCAAAAGUACGAAACACGGCCGUUUCGGUUUAUACGGGGGGCGGGCGCGCUUGCAUACCAUCCGGCGAUAACUUUCGCGCGUCUGGCUUUGAUUUUUGACAAAAUCAGAAGCGGGAUUGUGAAUCGAACGGAGUCGCGGAUUUCUUUUUUUUUUUUUGGAACAUCGUUUUUUUUUUUCGGGGAUAGUGGCGUCGAAGAACGGCUCAGUAUACCCCGUCCCCCGUAUUUGGCUCCCGACAACCGGGAUUUGAUUAUUCGGCGGAGCCACGGGAGAUAAACACGCGACUAACGACGCAAAAAUGUUAAUCGAGCUGGGGGUUAUAAAUUUUGGUUUUUGUUUUCCAAUGGGUCGUUUCCGCGGUACGAUUUAAUUACUUAUUUUCCACUGCCAGUUUGAUUGCGUUUUUCUGGAAAUCCCUGAUGUUUAGCCUGUCGUCUAUGUUUUUUCAAAUGGGUUUCCAAACCCGCUCGAACUUCCUUGAUUAGAUUAGUCAAGCAAAUCCUACAACGGCCAGUUCAAGUAGUAGCAAACACCGCCCACGAUUACCUCCACCUUCCCAUUUAAUAAAUGGGGCGUGGUAUAAAGGACGGCACCGCCCAUUGACGAUUCGAGGUAGCUCUGGGUGUAAAUUUAGACAAUCCUAGUGGCCAAAUAAGCUGAAACGGACAAGUAACGAAUUAAAUCGGCGACGCAGUGUACGAAACGGGAUGAACAGACCGCCGUUAGAUUUUUCACUUUAAUUUUCGUUUCCUGUGAUAUAGACCGGGAUAGAGACCCCGCCCCGUCCCGGGGACGACCGACAUGUUUCCGCAGUCGCCCCCCACGGCCGCGUAAUUAAUAAUCGACGAGGCAAUGUUAAUUGAUUCAGUUUAUACGUCGGUUUGUCACCACGCGGGCCCUGAUAAGUGGAUCUAAUAUCACCCGAAGACAAAGACGCCAUUAAUUAAUUCGCAAUAACGUUUGGGCUAUCGGAAUUUACGCAAUAAGAUGGCGGUCGUUCGUGACGGGCGAGGGGGUAGUUUCACCUGCCUGAGCGGUAACAAUUGUUAUUUUUCACGUUGUAAUCUAUAAAUGAAACUGUUACGUUUACGUUUUAUCUUUGGACAAAGUGUUGCUCGUUAUGUGUGUCUCCAGUAGGGUAGGUCUUCGACGUAGCGAAUCCCCGCCGCAUACGAGAGGGAACGCCCCGAAUUUUUAUUAUGAAGUGCGACUGAGGCGUCAAUCAGUCGGGCAAAGUCGGCUCGAGUCGGCUAAGCGAGUGAGAAAAAAAAGUUACAUUCCGAUACCACUGUAUAUAAUUUUUUUCAAAAUUUAAUCACAAUCGAACUAAACAAAAUAUUUUCAAACAUUAACAGCAAAAUCAUAGAAAAAUAGAAUAGGAAAUUAUUAGAGACUAUUAGAGACUACUGAAAGGAAAAAUUGUAGAGGUAUUUGAUUAACUAUAUUUACCUUUACUAAAUACCCUCAAUAUUAUUAC